AUGAUUUGCUUCCUGAGAAGCUGCCCUCAUGCUACUCUACAAGAGCCGCUGUUUGCUACUGAAAAGGAGAAGCCCAUGUCCAAGGCCUGGCUGGCCUCCCACCUGCACCUCCUCUGCCAGACCUGUGGCUUACCUCCUGAUCGCUACACCACCCAUUCUCUGCGCAUCGGUGCAGCAACAACAGCAGCUGCAUCAACCUCUGUGGCAACGCUGAAAUUAAUGGGCAGAUGGUCCUCAUCGGCUUAUGAACGUUACCUCCGUCCUGGGGCUAAAGACAUUCUGGAAGCUCAAAAAGCAAUGGGUGCCCUAUGA
Xyrichtys novacula (pearly razorfish) is the source of this 312-nucleotide messenger RNA. The record is from the annotation of a GenBank genome assembly. NCBI's taxonomy places the organism in Eukaryota, Metazoa, Chordata, Actinopteri, Labriformes, Labridae.